AUGCAAAAUACAAUGCAAAUUCAGGAACUAUGUGAACCACCUAAAUACGUGUAUAAGAAAACGUCAUAUGCAGAAAUGUUGAAAAUAUUAGAAUCUUUACGUCAAGAUGAGAUGUUUUGUGAUAUUAAACUAAAAACAGAUAGUGGUGGAAUUAUAUCCGGCCAUAAAGUGAUACUAGCAUCGGCUUGUUCAUAUUUUCAGGCAAUGUUCACAAAUUUCGCAGAAAAGAAUCAAGAUAUUGUUGUUAUAAAACAUAUACAUCAUACUGCCCUACAGAUUUUAAUAGACUUUCUCUAUACAGGGGUAAUCACAGUCACAGAAAAUAAUGCAAGGGUUUUGUUAGAAGCAGCGAAUCUUUUGCAGAUACAAGAAGUUAAAGAUGCAUGUGUUGAAUUUUUACAGACACAACUGUGCCUUACAAAUUGUAUUGAUACAUAUGCGUUAGCUGAUUUACAUGACUGCACAGAAUUGAUUAGAAGAUCAGAAUUAUACAUUCAACAACACUUUUCACACGUGGUAGAAUUAGACGAAUUCCUAUCCAUAUCAUCGGAACAAAUGGUUAAGUUGAUCGCCAGUGAAGAACUUAUAGUUCUAUCUGAAAGAAAAGUAUUUGAAAGUGUUAUUCAAUGGGUAAAACAUGAUGUAAUAUCCAGAAAUUGUGUUUUGCCACAAUUAAUGGAACAUAUCCGUUUACCGUUAACAUCAAAAGACUACAUAUUGAAAAAAGUAUUAAAUGAACCUCUUAUUUAUAAUUGUCUUAAAUCUCAAGAGUACGCAAAUGAAGCAUUUGAUUUUCAAUUUCAUAAGUCAGAUGAGCUUGUCACCAUUCCAAAUAACAUUCGUACAAAACCUAGACAGCGUAGUGGUUCUCAUAAAGUAAUUUUAUUGGUUGGUGGAUUGGGGUUAAAUACUUUUACUACAGAAUUGUAUGACCCAAAAAUCAACCAAUGGCAGUAUGGACCGCAAAUGAUUACACAACGUAUUGGUGGUGGUCUAGCUGUCGUAAAAGAAAAUUUCGUGUUUUUUAUGGGUGGUUUUUGUCAUUCAAGAAAAACUCAUCGAUCUGUUUAUGUGCUAGAUUUUUCUUCAGAAUUACUUAGUUGGAAACCAUCCAUUGACAUGAUAGUUCCUCGACAACAUUUAGGUGUUGGUAUAAUAAAUAAUUAUAUCUAUGCCGUUGGCGGUGCUGAUGAGCAUUUCAGUCUAAAUAGUGCAGAAGUUUUUGACUGCAGUACUCAAGAAUGGUGUAUGAUAUCUAGUAUGUCUACUAGAAGAAAUUUAGUUGGGAUUGGAGUACUGAAUAAUCUUUUAUAUGCGGUAGGAGGUAAUGUUGGACAUGAUGUAUUAAACUCUGUUGAAUGUUAUCAUCCCUGUCUUGAUAAAUGGACACCAAUUGCAAAUAUGCAUAAAAGUCGCUGUGGUGUGGGGGUUGGAGUUUUAAAUGAUGUCCUGUAUGCUGUUGGCGGCUUUUCUGGAAAAGCAUAUUACAAGAGUGUCGAAGCAUACAGACCAAGUACAGGAGUUUGGACUACUAUUCCCUACAUGCAUGAGUUUCGGGGUUUUGCAGGAGUAGCUGUAUUAGAUGGUUUGUUGUAUGUUAUUGGUGGAAGUAACAGCACUUCUCAAUUGAAUUCUGCAGAAUUUUACAACCCCAAUACUAAUACCUGGACCAUGGUUACAGCAUCAAUGAAUAUUCCACGAGAUUAUCUAGGAGCAGUAGUCAUUGAUAAGCCAUAA
Molecule: messenger RNA, 1737 nt
Organism: Metopolophium dirhodum (rose-grain aphid)
Lineage: Eukaryota; Metazoa; Arthropoda; Insecta; Hemiptera; Aphididae
Product: ring canal kelch homolog
Exons: 10
Coding region: 1-1737 (578 amino acids)
Molecular function (GO): protein binding
Source: RefSeq, a predicted model, not a curated record